AAAUCAUCGAUUCACCGCUUCAGACUCUGUUUUAGACCAAAGUCGAGUGCUUUCAUCUUCUUCUUAAGCAUCUAUGGCCGCGUCUCUAACAUCUCUUCCGACCACUUUCUGUCUAAGCCAUAGUGAUGAGUGUUGUAACAGCCGUUCACCUACCAAAUCACCAUUUCCAGGCCACCAUCCUCUGGCUGGGAGGAGGAAGGGUCACUUGCUGCAUUACGAACUUACUACAGUGAGGAGAUUGGUCGUGACGGCGGCGACGGAGGGUUCUAGAAAAUCUAAAGAAAGUGAACCGUCUUGGGCGAACCCUGACUCAGAUGAGCCACCUCCUUGGGCUAGAAAUGAAGGUCGUUCUUCUACGUCCCAAGAGAGCUUUGAGGUUCCCUUCUAUGUUUAUCUGCUAGCCUCUGCGAUUACUGCCAUUGCUGCUAUUGGUUCUGUUUUCGAGUACUCAAGCAAGAAUCCAGUUUUCGGGGUCUUGGAUUCUGACAGCAUCUUUUAUACUCCUGUGCUUGGAUUCUUUGCUCUUACUGGAAUCCCUACUUCUGUAUUUCUAUGGUUCAAAUCCGUUGAAGCUGCUAAUAAGGAAGCUCAGGAACAAGAUAAAAGAGAUGGCUUUCUUUAAAACUCAUUUGUGUGUUUCUGCAACUUUCUUACAAUGAUUAUUGUCCUCCACAUACUCUGAAUAUAGUUGUGCAUUUUCAAAGGAGCUUGCUUCUGUUCACUGUAUUAUUACCACAAUGUGUCAUGUUACAACGCAAUGCUGCAGCUGAGAGAGUAAACUAAUUUUGAAGUUGCUUGCAAUUUAAA
Arabidopsis lyrata subsp. lyrata is the source of this 807-nucleotide messenger RNA. RefSeq lists its product as uncharacterized. The record is from RefSeq and is a predicted model, not a curated record. Lineage: Eukaryota; Viridiplantae; Streptophyta; Magnoliopsida; Brassicales; Brassicaceae. Bases 74 to 622 code for a protein of 182 amino acids. The transcript has 3 exons.